Messenger RNA from Aureobasidium melanogenum CBS 110374, 975 nucleotides. RefSeq names its product DHS-like NAD/FAD-binding domain-containing protein. NCBI's taxonomy places the organism in Eukaryota, Fungi, Ascomycota, Dothideomycetes, Dothideales, Saccotheciaceae. The record is from RefSeq and is a predicted model, not a curated record. Gene Ontology annotation, cellular component: mating-type region heterochromatin. The transcript is spliced from 2 exons. The annotation marks the transcript as partial. Gene Ontology annotation, molecular function: NAD+ binding; histone deacetylase activity, NAD-dependent. Gene Ontology annotation, biological process: regulation of DNA repair; pericentric heterochromatin formation; replication-born double-strand break repair via sister chromatid exchange.
AUGGACGCUUCCGACAGUCAACGCCCAGCCAAGCGACGCCGCAUCAGCGAAAAGCCUUCACGCACCACCGAGUACCUCGAUUUGACAAAGACUCUGCGCCCGGAAGACAAGACCCAACUUGAUCGCGUCUUGAACGUUUUGCACAAGCGCCAGAAGAUCGUUGUUGUCGCUGGCGCUGGUAUUUCCGUAGCGGCUGGCAUCCCCGACUUCCGUUCGUCAACCGGUCUUUUCAAUUCCCUCCGCGCCCAGCACAACCUUAAGGGCUCUGGAAAGGAUCUUUUCGACGCGUCACAUGUUUACAAAGAUGCUUCUUCCACCGCUUCUUUUCACCAAAUGGUCCGAGAAAUGUCCCACAUGACCAAAUCCGCUCAACCCACACUGUUUCACCAGAUGUUAGCCACUCUUGCACAACAGGAUCGCCUUCUACGUCUAUACUCACAAAAUGUCGAUGGAAUUGACACGUCUCUAGAGCCAUUAGCGACGCGUAUCCCUCUGAAAAAAGAAGAAGGUAAAUGGCCAAAAACAAUUCAACUGCAUGGUGGACUCGACAAAAUGGUUUGCUCAAAGUGUCACGAGAUUUCCGAUUUCGACGCAAAAUGUUUCGAGGAUUCUGUACCGUCUGUCUGCACCAAUUGCGAGGAGCUUAACAGGGUUCGCACCGAGGUCGCAGGAAAACGCAGCCACGGCGUUGGUAUGCUGCGACCCCGCAUGGUCCUGUACAACGAACACAACCCAGACGAUGAGGCCAUUGGAGCUGUAACCCGUGAGGAUCUUCGCAAGCGUCCGGAUGCUAUUAUUGUGGUUGGUACGACUCUCAAGGUUCCUGGUGUCAAGAGAAUUGUACGUGAAAUGUGCGCAACUGUCCGCGAUAGAAGAGACGGUGUAGCCAUCUGGAUCAACGCGGGUCCUGAACCGUCUGGGAAAGAAUUCGAGGAUUGCUGGGACAUCGUAGUCAAAGGCACUUGUGAUGAGAUU